UAUUUAAUUUUUCAACCCCAUUAAGAAAAAGUUCGAUCUUUACCUCAUCAGUAGUUCAAAUCUUUACCCUUUUCCGCAUCCUCUUCUCGUAUAUUUCUCUGUUCAUCUACCUCCAACAAUCCCAGAUUCGUUCAAUUUGAAAUCUGCGCAUUUUCACAGGUUACAUAGGUGGAAAAGGAGAAGAGAUGGAUCCAGAUUCAGUUAAAUCGACUCUCUCUAAUUUGGCAUUUGGAAAUGUAAUGGCUGCUGCUGCUCGUGAUUACCAGAAGGAAGUGCUGGCUCAAGAAAAAGCGCAAGCAUCAUCUUCUGUUAAUGAAGACAUAGAUCUUGAUGAACUGAUGGAUGAUCCUGAGCUGGAAAAGUUGCAUGCAGAUAGGAUUGCCGCUCUCAAGAAAGAAGCAGAGAAGCGACAAGCUUUAAAAAGGCAAGGGCAUGGAGAAUAUAGAGAGAUUACGGAAGGAGAUUUCUUGGGUGAAGUUACUGGUAGUGAGAAAGUGAUUUGUCACUUCUAUCAUCGAGAGUUCUACCGAUGCAAGAUCAUGGAUAAGCAUUUGAAAUCUCUUGCGCCAAUACAUGUUGAUACAAAGUUCUUAAAGUUGGAUGCUGAGAAUGCUCCUUUUUUUGUUACAAAGCUGGGAAUUAAAACUCUACCAUGCGUCAUCUUUUUCAGGAAUGGAAUAGCUUCAGAUAGGCUGGUUGGUUUUCAAGAUUUGGGAGGAAAAGAUGACUUCAGCACAAAGGCUUUGGAGGGUUUUCUGUUAAAGAAAGGAAUAAUCAAAGAGAACAAGAAAGAAGAAGAGGAUGAUGAUUCAUAUGAUGAUAGAAAUAGAUCAGUGAGAUCGUCAAUCAAUCCUGAUUCUGAUUCAGACUGAUUGUUUCUUCUAAUCAAACGAGUAUUUAUCAACAUCUUCCAUUUGCUGAAUCUCACAGAUCUUGGGAUACCUCAUAUUAUCUAAUACAAUGUAUUUGCAUUGUUGAGAUGAUAACUGCAAAAGAUUGAAUAGUCUGCUUGAGAUAGUAUGUUGUAGUAGUUUAACAUUUCUAUCAGUUGCUUCUUAGUCCAGUUAUACGGAGAGAAGAAAACGAACUGUAUUAUUGCAAAGUGGUCUGAGUUCUUCCCAUUUCUCCCAACGGGUUCUUGAAAAUAUGUAGUUGUAUCUAAAUUCUCUUACUCUAUUAUUGUUAUGUUUUCGAGAAAAUGAACGAAGAGACGGGAUAGCUUUGCAGUUUUCACCUUUCUGAAAAGGUCUGAUAUUGUUACAAGUUAA
Solanum lycopersicum (tomato) is the source of this 1268-nucleotide messenger RNA. Its product is annotated as thioredoxin domain-containing protein PLP3B. Gene Ontology annotation, cellular component: cytoplasm. The record is from RefSeq and is a predicted model, not a curated record. Lineage: Eukaryota; Viridiplantae; Streptophyta; Magnoliopsida; Solanales; Solanaceae.